UCCUAGCAAUAGCUCCCCACCCGCUUUGUUUGCUGAGCGUCGCCUCCCGUAUCUCCUUGGCCCGCGGCCCAGCCAGGCUCUAUAUAACACAGACCAGAGCCAGGGAAGGUUCAGUCCUUGAGUCUCAGCAGGGAUCCGGAGCCACCGCUCAGACGGGAGACCCAGCCCCAGAACAAGGGUGCUCUGUAGACCCCAUGGCCCACCAGGGACACCCCCUGCUGCUGCUGGCCUGGCUGGCCACGUGUCUGGCUCUGGCCAGCGGGGAGACUCGCUACGAGAAGUUCUUGCGGCAGCACGUGGAUUACCCAGAGAGCAGCGCCCCGGACGCCCGGACCUACUGCAGCCAGAUGAUGCAGCGCCGGGGCCUGGCCUCGUCCACCUGCAAGUUCACCAACUCCUUCGUCCAUGCCCCUGCUGCCACCAUCAGCACCAUCUGCGGCUCCGGGGGGGCCCCGGCGAGCGGGGAUCUGCGGGACAGCAACGCCGCCUUCGCCGUCACCACCUGCCGGCUGCAGGGUGGGUCGCAGAAACCGCCCUGCAGGUACAACGCCGACGUGGGCACCCAUCGCAUCCGCAUCGCCUGCCAGGAGGGGCUCCCGGUGCACUAUGACAGAUCCCUCUAGCCUGCGCCCACUGCACAGCACUGCCCAGCCUCUGCCUCCCCGUCCCA
This is a messenger RNA of Pelodiscus sinensis (Chinese soft-shelled turtle), 670 nucleotides long. Its product is annotated as ribonuclease-like. NCBI's taxonomy places the organism in Eukaryota, Metazoa, Chordata, Testudines, Trionychidae. The record is from RefSeq and is a predicted model, not a curated record. Gene Ontology annotation, biological process: defense response to Gram-positive bacterium. Gene Ontology annotation, molecular function: RNA nuclease activity; nucleic acid binding.